CGACUUACUCACAACAACCUUAUGUAGUUCAUGGUGACAGAAGAUAAGAAUUCUACACAACAUCAUCAAACAGUCGUACUUUACUUUGAUGAUUCAUUUGGUUGGGCCAUGUUUUUGCUUGAGAUUGUAGUUUAAAUGAUCAACACAAUGAAGCUGAGUGCUGUUUGUUUACUGCUAUAUAUCACACAAGUUGACUUUUCACAAGUUUCAGCUACGUGUAUCAGCCCAACAGCCGUUAAGUUUGGAAACAGAUGCUUUCAGGUGUUCGAUACUCCGCUAUCCUGGGACAAAGCCGAUGAGACCUGCUCAGCAUUUACGAAAAGACGUGAACUGGCCAAAUUUUCGACAUGGGACGAAUUAUAUUUUUUAAACAUUCUACAGCGGUUACACGGUUAUAAAGAAAUGUGGCUUGGAGCUAAUGACCCUACACAUGAUGGUAAAUGGGUGUGGCAAGAUGGAACUAUUGCCAACUUAAGCUCGUUAUGGAGCCCUAACGAACCUAAUAACGCAGACGGAGAUGAAUAUUGUCUUGAGAUAUUUUCAGAUGGAAAGUUAAACGAUGAGUCUUGUAAUAGAUUGCGUCCAUUUGUUUGCAUGGAACUGACUGGUUAGUAAUUUAUUUCCUUAUUUCUUUAGAAAUAAGCUAUUCUUGUGACAUGGUUUAAUAUAAUCAAACCUGCUUAGUUAUUUAUCAUUCUUUAAAAUCACAAUGUAAAUUUUAUAUGACUCAUCUGGGAUGUUUAAGAAACACGCAAUACACUGCUCAAACAAAAUCUAUUGUAGCUUUUUUAAAAAAAAAAAAAAACAGGCUCUGUAAUUUUACAAAAUGUUCCACUCUUACUAGUUGCAAAGAAAUCGUUGGAUUCAACGAGUAUUGUUAAUGUCUGACCAAUCAAAUUUUAGAGCAAUGUCCCCGUAUAUGAAACAAAUAUCUCAUAAAAAUGUACUCACAAUCUAAUAGGCAAGUAAUGAAAUUUGGUUUAAAUAUAUUUUAAAUGAGAUAUUUAAAUAAUUUAUAAGGCUUUGAGCCAAUUUGAAGAUCUCCAUAAUCAGAUUUGCAAAGGACUUUCGUGUUCAUUCUGGUUUAAAUAUCAUCAAAUCUUAUAGAAUUAUUAUUUCUGUCAAGUUUUAACAUUUUGGAUGUUAUAAAUUUUCGAUUAGUUAGGAACCAGAUCUUUUGUUAACUUUAAAUUGCAUAUCAUAUUUAAAAAAAAAUACAUUUUGACUACGAUACAUUAGUUAACAUAUCGAAAAUGCAGUAAAUGUAUUAAAAUAUGUUUAUCUCUAAAUAAUUAAGUUACAAAAUUGUUAAUACUAUUGUAGUCCUUGAUAUUUAUUCUGUAUAUUAUACAAUUGUAGGUGUACGUACUUGUAGUAUCUUUGCUGCUUAUUUACUCUGUUUAUUAAAAAAAGGGAGAGGAAAUUAUUUGAAGUAAAGUUUUUAAAAAUUAAAAAUAUCUAAACAUUAAACCUAAAUUAAAUCACAAUCUAACUCUAAUAUAACUCAACACUAGGAUUAAAACCAAAGGUUAUAAUUACAGCAUUUUCCAAAUUAAGAUGCUAUAUAAGCAUAUUAUAUGCAAAAACAGUCAAAGUUUGGGUUGUAUUAAAGAGUUUAUUAGUAAGUCCCGAUUGCGAACCCAUCUAGGUGAGAAAACUCCGAAAUCAAACAGAAGACCCUUAGGCGUUAGAAUUACAAACUCUGGUUUCCUUUCGGCACUGCUUAACCCAAGCUGUACGGGUAACGUCCUGCCUCUUGAGUCCUUCAGCUGUGUGUGUGAGUGGGGGGG
Physella acuta is the source of this 1790-nucleotide messenger RNA. RefSeq names its product C-type lectin BfL-2. The record is from RefSeq and is a predicted model, not a curated record. Lineage: Eukaryota; Metazoa; Mollusca; Gastropoda; Physidae.